AUGUUAAGAAGGGAGCCAACAACCAUCCAACUUACCUCUGACGACUUAGCAGAGCUUCAGUACAGUUUGGAGGAGUUUAAGCUGCUGCUGCAGAUAAAAUCUCAGCAUAUGGACCUUGUUCUAUCUUCAAAUAGAGUUGGACAAACGAUUCCGCCCGUGACACAAGUUGACGAACCCAGGAGGCUGUCAUGCUCCUUCCAGAUAUCUCCGCUAAAUAAACAGAUGCAACAGCAACAGCAGAUGUCCCAACACCGUCGGACUGUAGCCGCCUCGGGUAGUAUUAAUGAACAUCUCACUCCUAGUCAAGGUAUCAUCACAAACACUCCAAUUUUAGACGAACAGGAUACAUCAAAUCCCUUUAUCCAUCGCGGUUAA
Messenger RNA from Eremothecium sinecaudum, 375 nucleotides. RefSeq names its product CDC26 family anaphase-promoting complex subunit. The record is from RefSeq and is a predicted model, not a curated record. NCBI's taxonomy places the organism in Eukaryota, Fungi, Ascomycota, Saccharomycetes, Saccharomycetales, Saccharomycetaceae. Gene Ontology annotation, biological process: anaphase-promoting complex-dependent catabolic process. The transcript has a single exon. Gene Ontology annotation, cellular component: anaphase-promoting complex. Bases 1 to 375 code for a protein of 124 amino acids.